AACAACGUCAUUUUCUGUUUUCCUGUGUUUACAAGAAUGAAGGGAACUAAAUUGUCAUUGCAAAAUGCAUGGGUUUGGUAGUAAUUUGAACUUGAUUCGUUAUGGAUAAAUGAAAGUCAUGGUGGAUUAACUUUAGUGAAAGUUAUUAUUUAGUUGUGCCAAACUAGAAGGAACAUAGGAGAGAAAAAGUUAACAGCAAAGUGAAAGUGAUUAGUGAAUGUUUGUAGAAUCAUUUUAAUUUUUAUUCCCCAGUUGGCAUGUUAUGCAUAUUGAUUGGAACUCUUAAUUACUAGAGUGAUUUCAAAUGCUUAGUUUUUGUAAUUGAUUACACACUACAGUUUUUAUUGAAUUGGAACUGUUGACUGCCAACAUGGCUAAAGUUUAGCCUAAUAUAAGGAUGUCAUUUUCUGGGACACUUGCAUGAAAUAACUGUUCAUUAACUCUUAAAUAUGUAGCUUGUUUGUUACAUGAAAUAAUAUUGACCAUUACAAAACCAGAUAUUGUUAAGCAUACUCGUAUAGUAUUGUAAAUUUGUGUAUUGUCAAAAUGGGGAACAUCUGUAAAGGGAGUAACCGUGCCGGGCCGAAAUACAGGCUGAUUGUGCCAAACCAUACAUUGGAAGAACAUGUCAAGUCACCACAUCAUCCAAAUAGAAACCAUCGAUCAAAUAGGAUUAAAACCACUAAAUAUUCUAUCAUAACGUUCUUACCAAAAAAUUUAUUUGAACAGUUCCAUAGAUUUGCAAAUUUAUACUUUUUAUUUGUUGUGGCUUUAAACUGGGUACCACAAGUACAGGCAUUUGGGAAGGAAAUAGCUAUGAUACCAAUUGUUUUUGUACUCACCGUAACAGCUGUUAAAGAUGCAUUUGAAGACUUCAGAAGAUAUAAAUCAGAUAAAAAAGUGAAUAGUAGCCAGUGCAGGGUGUUCUGUAAUACUGCUGAUAAACAUGACUUUCACCCGAAAGACUGGUGUGAUAUACAUGUUGGCGAUAUCAUACACUUGUCAUGCAAUGACAUUAUUCCAGCAGAUAUUGUUCUUCUAAAGUCAUCGGAUGAGCAAGGUAUUUGCCAUGUUGAAACAAUGAACCUUGAUGGAGAAACAAAUCUCAAACAGAGACAGGCUGUUACCGGGAUAGAUUAUGAGAACAAUGACUAUAAAGCCUGGAGAUUUAAAUAUACUGUGGAAUGUGAACAGCCAAAUGCAGAAAUAUAUAAAUUCAAUGGAUAUGUGAAAUUAUCGGACAGAGAGGGCGAUAUAGCACCACUUAACCAGAACAAUAUACUGCUGAGGGGUUGUAUAAUGAGAAAUACAGACUAUAUCGAAGGGCUUGUUGUCUAUGCUGGUCAUGAGACAAAGUCGAUGAUGAACAAUCGCAAUCCACGUUACAAGCGCAGCAAGUUGGAAAGGGCCUUGAAUCGUGACGUGAUCUGGUGUGUCAUCAUUCUGCUCUUUCUCUGCUUCUUCUGUGCAGCAGGAAGUGCACUGUGGCUGGGACAGUAUGAAGACAGCACUGCGAUACCAUUUAUCCCAUUCGAGAGUUCCGAACAGUUCAAUCCGUAUUUCCAGGCAUUUAUUGUGUUCUUCACAUAUAUCAUCAUCUUUCAGUCUGUGAUACCUUUACCUCUGUAUGUAUCCCUGGAAAUCAUCAAAAUAUUACAGAUCUACUUCAUUAACCAAGAUCUGCACCUGUACUACGAGCCGACUGACAAAAGGGUUGAAUGUCGUGCGCUCAAUAUCACAGAGGACCUGGGUCAGGUGGAAUAUAUAUUCUCAGAUAAGACUGGUACACUCACUGAAAACCAGAUGGAGUUUAAAUCCUGCACAAUUGGCGGGAAAAAUUACCCACAUGUAGCAGAAUUUGAUGAUGACAUUCAGAGCGAGACAGGAAGCCGCUAUUCUCUUGCCAACGUCAGCAGAAACAGCUCCGAAGGAACAAGGAAAAUAGGAUAUCAGAAAGCGAUAAUGGAAAACCUCAAAUUGGAGACGGAGAUCCAACGAGAGUUGUCAAGUAUGUGCCUGCGAAGUGUGGGGAGCAUUGAUGUGUCUCUGUCUGUGGCUAGCCACAAGAAUCAAGUCCAGGAAUUCUUCCUGCUCAUGGCAAUUUGUAAUACAGUUGUUGUCUCCCUUCAUCCUCAUGAAGACAUUAUGGACAACGAAGGAAAUAUUGCCAGUAGUACAAACAACCUUCAGGUACCAAGCAUAGCACCGAAAGUAAAUCUAAACCAGAACCAGUCAGAAAAUCAAGUUCCUACCGAAAAAUAUACAAAAAUACCUGAUAACCCACCAGGGAAAAAACUUCCUCCCUUAAAUUCAGAUGGGUCAACCCCAAGGAAUGGUAAAUCAAAUCUGUUGCCACCCAUUCAACAAAAUAACCUUGAUAGAGAUAAAUUUCCUCGUUAUACACAGAGGCUCGAAUAUAUGCCAAAAAUAUCAACUCCAACUGGAAGUGUGGCUGGGAGUAUUGCAGGGUCAUCAAUACGAUCCGACAUGUCUCGUACACGAUACGAGGCAGAGAGUCCUGAUGAGUUGGCACUUGUUCGAGCAGCUAGUACUUAUAACUGCUGUCUGAAAGGGAGAACGGCAAACACAGUCACAGUUUGGCUACCAGGUGAAGGCGAAGUAGAGCUGAAAGUUUUACAUGUGUUAUCCUUCGACUCAACAAGGAAGCGCAUGUCUGUGAUAGUAAAACAUCCACUCACCAAAGAAACCAUCUUGUAUACCAAGGGAGCUGACUCUGCUGUCCUUAGUGUACUUGCCAAGAAGUAUAAAGAAGAUGAAGAGUUCAUAAAGAUGAGAAGAAACACAGAAGAACAUAUUCUGGCAUAUGCUAUGCAGGGACUCAGAACUUUAUGUAUGGCAAAAAAGACAAUAUCUAAGGCAGAUUAUGAGAAGUGGGCAAAACGUCACUUAGAGGCUGAAUCAGCUCUUGAUGAUAGAGAGGAAAAACUGUUGGCAUCAGCUUGUAGUAUAGAGUCUGAGCUUGAACUGCUGGGUGCAACAGGUAUAGAAGACAAGCUGCAGGAAGGUGUACCAGAAACAAUCCACAAUUUACGUAUGGCUGGGAUAAAGGUGUGGGUACUGACUGGAGAUAAACAGGAGACAGCAAUACAGAUAGCUUACUCCUCACAGCUCUUCAACCAGGACCAGCAGCUGAUUGUUGUCAACGCAGAUAACAAAGAGGCAACAUGCGACCUGAUGAAACAUCAUCUUGAAGAGAUUAUGCUUGAAGAGAAAACGCCUCGGGAAACCGAGUCGAGUCCUCCAACAAAAAAGAAAGAAUAUGGUCUGGUUAUUGAUGGUAAAACACUGGCAUUUGCACUGGAGAAGGACAUGGAGAAGUUGUUUCUAGUUUUGGCGGGAAAAUGUAACUCUGUUAUCUGUUGCCGAUCUAGUCCAAUACAAAAGGGUAUGGUAGUGCAUUUAGCCCGCGAGGAGCUCAAAGUGCUGACAUUAGCUAUAGGUGAUGGUGCCAACGAUGUGGCCAUGAUACAGAUGGCUGACGUUGGUAUUGGUAUUUCUGGUCAGGAAGGCAUGCAGGCGGUCAUGGCAUCUGAUUUUGCAAUUGCACGUUUCCAAUUUCUGGAACGUAUGUUACUUGUGCAUGGACACUGGUGCUAUAGUCGUGUGGCAAGAUUCUCUGUUUUCAUGUUCUACAAAAGUUUGAUAUCCACAAUGGUUUUGUUUUGGUUUAACUUGUACAGUGGUUACAGUGGUUCAACUCACAUUGACAGUUUGUUCCUGAUGGGGCAUCACGUCUUCUUUACAGCAUUUCCUCCAAUUGUUAAUGGCAUAAUGGAUAAAGAUCUCGUACCAGAAACGCUUCUAGCAUUUCCGACCUUGUAUAAAGUCGGUCCGGAAGGAAGGACGUAUACAAGAUUAUCGUUUCUCAUAGUGUUUUUAGACUCCAUCUAUCAAAGUGUUUGUGUGCACUUUAUAUGUUAUUUUGGUUAUUUUGAUGGUGUUGGUAUUUGGGAGUUUGGUACAACAAUGAUGGUCUCCCUUGUUUUGUCUAUACUCUUUCAUCAAGCUAUAGAAACAUAUAGAUGGAUGUGGCCGCAGUGGUUGACGCUGAUUCUCAGUUUUGUGGUGUUCUGGUUGUUUGGCAUUGUAAUAGACUCAUUUUUCAUGACAUUUGAUCACCCAAUGACACCAUAUUGGGUUAUGCAGAACACAAUCUCAAAACCUAUCCAUGCUUGCAUUGUGUUAGUGUCUGUGGUGGCAGCUUUGUUACCAAGAAUAAUUGUGCGCUCAGUACAGAUGACUGUGUUCCCUGAUGAGAUCAUGCAGGCUCAAUAUUAUGAGAAAUUGAAAGAAGAGGAGCAGGAGGAGACUGCACCAAACUCGCGCGUAGCUAGUCCCGACUCAGGUUAUGAGAAUCGUAAAGAUUCUAAAGACUCAGGUUAUGAUAAUAAAGCGUUAGAUAUGAAAAAUGACACGCAAGAGGAAAAUAGUUUGCCAGAGGUGGCUUACAGAAACGGCCGUGUACGUCACCGGCAGAAUAGUAAUCAGAGGACGGCUGAACCGCAGAUUGCAGAGUCGGCCACCUGACGGUGAGCCUGUACACGAGUUGUGAUAGAGGGAAACUACAAAGCUAAAUGUGAACCAAGAACAGUCUAAGACGCCAUUUUCCUCAGGGGAAAAAAAUCUGUUUACAGAUGAAGCGAUGACAGUCUCUGUUUAUAGUAACGCUGGUCUUUGUUGGCCAUAGAAUAUCAGUAUGUUGGUACAUACAUUUUGUAGAAUUGUUAACAUCAGUGAUAAAUGUAACUGUAUUUUUUUUUUAUCUAAAAGCAAUUUAUUUAUUACACUGCAUUUUGGUGCAGAACUAACACAAAUUUUAGGAUCAUGUAAAAUUUUGAACAGAUAGGUAUAAAUCUGUAUUCACCUCUGUGAUACCAGCAUGAGAAAAUAGGGACCAUUAACUUACUGUUAUGAAAAAAUAAAGCACAUGAUGAAAUAGGCAAAGCUUCUUGAGGGUAUAGUUAUUUCUUACGUAAAUUAAAUAAAAAGAAAUAAGAAUGUGCACCUAGGAAACAUACGAGGAACUUUUUAAGGACUACUUUUGAAGCAGUCAUACAGAAUGUUGCUAAAUUUUAAAUUUUCAUUGAUAAAUAGAAAUAUCAGCACUUGUUUGAAGAAUUUGUCUGACAUUUCUGCUGCAACAGGGUGGCAUUUAUUUAGAAAUCUGAAGCAAAUCAGUGUAGGAAACAUACAAUUAUAAUUCGCUUGAUUACAAUAUACAAGACUAGUUUUAUGAGUCUUAUAUGCGAAAGAAUAUUACUUUUAGUUAGUUUAUAAUCAUGGUUAUAGGUUUUCUGUUUCUUUUUUCUUUUCUUAAAAAGUAAGAACUGCUGAGUGAAGCAAAAUCAAAACUACCCAUGAAUGAAUGCUUUUUUUAUCAAGAAAAGGUUUAUUUUAAAAUUAUCCUUUCUUGGUUUGUUCCCAUCCUAAGCAAGAAAAACUGACUGGUGCAUUUUUAUUGCAGGGUAAUUUGUUCUUAUAUUUUAUUUAAUAGGCAGUAUAAAAGCAGCGUCAUAGCAUUCAUUGACGGGCUCUAAAAGUGUCUUUUUAAAUACCUAUUGCAAGUUUCAUUCAGUUGUCAGUAUGUUUGAAAUAAGAAUAUUGCUGUAGCAAGAACCACAUUAAUGAAACCUAUGAAAAUGUACUUUUUUUUUCAACAAAGUCUUAAAGUUUGAUUCACUUGUUAGUACAAAAAAUCAUUACAUAAGUAUUAUAUUGGAUAUUUGGCUGUGUUGGACAUCAAUCUAAGUAAAAAAAAAUCGAGAUUUUCAUCUUACAGUAGACAAAAAAUGGUCAUAUUGUGGAUUGAAAUUUUAAGGAGGUUGUAAUACUGUCACCAGUUUUGCUGAAAUUUUAUACAAAUUGUUGAAAGUGUUGUUUUUACUUAAAUAGUAUGAUGAAGAAAACUAACCAAGUUUAUAGAGAUUUUAUCGAAUACAUUCCAGUAGAUAUGUAGAUAUUUUAUUAAUGUUCUUAAGAUUCAAAUGAGAUCUGUUUUUUUUUUAAAAACAGUGCACCUUUUUAAAUAUGCAAUAUCUAUAUUUUUCCUAUCCAUAGAUAAUAGUAGUUUGUAAGUUAUCUAUAUUAUAUUUUAGAAUUAAGGAAAUCCAUGUAUUCACUGAAACUAUUUUUGUGUAAAAAUAUUAUGCAGUUUAGAUGUUGUUGAUCACAAUGGCUGUCUCCUCACAAUUUUUAUACGCAAGCAAGAGGUAACAUUGGGGUGUAGGGGUUACACAGUAAAGAAUUAUCGGGGUUUUAGAACACUAAACACUUCUAAUUAAAAUUUUGUAUUUUGAAAUAUCGUAUUGAAGAAUAUAUUAUUUGGCUUGCCAUAAAUAUCAAAAUUCCGUGGUAUGUAAGCAUACCAUAUUAAUUAUGAUAAAAAUAGUAUAAGGCCUAAAAAAAAUGUUGUUUGUUUCUGGUAUCCCGACCUACCCUAAAAAUUUGCCGCAGCCCUAAAUGCUUUUAUGGUGUUGGAAAAAAAAAAUCAGUAUUUUCACCAUUUUUUUUAUACUUUUAGCUUUGUGUUGCUCUUUCUUCAUUGUAAAAAAAAAUUCCUACCUACCUACCUACCCUAUUUUUUUAUUUUUUUUGCUUGGGGUGGGGAGGGGUGGGCAAUAUGUUUUUAGGCCAAAUAUAAAAACUUAUUUGUUUCAAUGUCCUCAAAUUACUGGGGAUAUUUUUUUCUACUGAAUACUUAGAAAAUAUUUCAGGAUUGCAUAAUACAAUUAGUUUUAUGUUAAAUGAUAAGGUUCCUUAUCAUUUGAUAUGUUUGUUGAUUUACAAAUGUUGAAUAUUACACACACAGGCAAAAUACUGAUGAGAAGUGUUACAUAGACACAGGGGCUUGAUACUGAUUUUUGGUUACUAAAUUGGCUGUUAUAUCUAUUUGGUUGUGAAGUUUCUCUCUACGAGUCGACUUGUGUACAGGGUUUAUUGCACACCCAAGCUGUCUUUCAGAUGAGGUGCUUGUGUACAUAAAAAAUGCAUAAUGUAUCUAACAUUACAGUGAAGCCCUUUUGGAAAGAAACUGCUAGGAAGUUUUUGACUGAUAAGUUUUAAGUUUAUUUGUUUAAGGUAUUUGACCCAUGAUGAAGUUCUCCAAAUUUCUGUACAAAUGAUUUAUUCACAUAGUAACAAGGGUUGAGUGCAAUACUACUGUAACUCCUUCUUUAUUUAAUAGGAGUUAUGGCAUUAUUGCGCUCAACCUUCAUUUAUUAUGCUAUUACAGCAUUAAUGUAGUUAAUGUAGGUGAAUUUAAUGAAGCACAGGGCUCUGUUACAUUCGUAGAAUGCUGAAAUCUCAUACUAUUUAGAGGAGUAUAAAAUUGAACUGAAAAUUUUGAUUGUCAUUUAUGUGUCAACUACCUUAAUAAAACCAUGUUGGUUUGUUACAAAUGGUUUCACUGUAACAGUUAUGUAAAAAAAAAAAUUGGCAUAUCUAAUCAGAAAAAAAUCACUUUGUUUGUAAAAAAUAUGUAUAGCUUGUCAAAAUUGAUAAUUAACUUGCAUGUGAAAAUAAUUGAACAUUUCAAAUAUGAUUUUGUGGAUUUGUAAAUUGAUUCUUGAUGUGUACAUUGUAUUCAGAUGUCAAAGAUAGCAAUUGCAAAGCUUUUUUACCCCAACAUAUGUAACCUAUAAACCCCUGGCUUCACCCCUUUGCUUGACCCCUGCUGUCUUACUCUUUCGUUUGGCAACUUAUACAUAUCCUAUAAAAUACCUAGCCACACCAUUUUGUAAGACCUCUGCUUUUGAUAAAUUAUCCACUUUUUAAAUAUUUUACUAUUGAAAUACUUAUCAUGUCAUGGAUCGUCAAAACCAUGUAGUUUACACUAUAAGCUUCAUUGCCCAGUAAAAAACGAUAAUUUAUAUAUACACUUCAUUGCCUGACAAAACCAUGUAAUUUACACCAUACCCUACAUUGUCUGCUCAAACAGUCACAGUGUAACUUUCAGCAUGUGCUUCAUUGCCCGGCAAAACCAUGUUAUUUACAUCACUUUCUUCUGUCUCUGAUAUUUGUAUAUCAUUUGCCACUACUGUACAUAAUUGCUUAGAACCCUAACUUUGUAAUAUAUUGCCAUAAAUUACAUAUAACUGUUGUUUCUGUCUCUUUGAUAAUCAGUACCCUUUGCUUACAUAAAUCACAAACACUUAAAUUUGAGUUUUCAGCUAUGAGUAUGCUAAAAUCAAAACAAUCAAACAUGCUGUAUGAAUUCGAAACUGAAAUUCUUCCUGUAUACUGAAACUAUCUGACCAGUUUUUUGUUGUUUUUUUUAUGCAGUUUAUUAUAUUUCUAUGAAUUUUACAGCGUGUUUUACAGAAAAGAAACAUAUACAGAUUGUAUAGCUGGUAACACAUUCUGUGUUCGAGUUACUUCAUAUAUUAACAACUUGAAGAAAAGUAACAAAAAUUAAACAGCAUGAAUAGUUUUGAAGAAUGGUUUCCAUUUAGGGAAGGAUUAUUGAAGUUUAAUUUAUGAAAUCCAGAUAAAUCUCGAUGCCAUAUAUUAUGCAAGAGAAAAAAAAAGUUUUACAUUUGAGGAGAUAAUAUACUGGUAAAAUAGGUUUACCAUUUGUUUCUGUACACUAUUUGCUGUAAAAAAAAUCAAACACUUUGCUAUUUGUAUACCUGUAUAGAGUAUUAUAUAAAAAUUUCACAUUUUCUUGGUGUUUAGGGUAUCAGUCUUUAAGCUUGGCAACAUGUUCACUUUAGCUGCUACAAUGCAGAUUCUAUGCACAUUUUAUACUUUUUUCUAUAGCAUGUAACUUUUAUGCUUACAUCACUCCAUACACUUUGGGGGAAAAAAACUUACAUCACUGUUAUGGCGCAUUUUUUUAAAUUUUGCCUACAACAGAUUUUUUUCUGUGCUAUGUUUUGUUAAAUUCAAAAUUGUUGUACAAUGUUAUCUACUUACUGUGAUAAAUUUAUAUAGAAUUCAUGUAGACAUGCUUAGUUCAUCAUUUAGGCUAGCUGUAAUGUAGAUAUAAUUUGUCACUUCAGUUAAAAAAAAAUGGGAUAACUGCACUAACAUAAAAAAGCAGUUUCCCACUAUUUUUUAGCUGAAAUGACAUAUACAUAUAUGUGUCAAAUGCUUUCAUCACCAUGUUAAUUUAAUGUACAGUUUUAAAUGAGUUGGAUUAUAUUUAUAACUUCAGCUCUGUGCUUAAUGAUGUAAAAUGGUCAUAAGACAAGUAUUUUUGAAAACGUUCAACCAUAUUUUCAACCAAGGAAUUUGGGCUUCAAAUUAGUCUUUGAAAAACCUGACAAGGAUUUUAAGUAAUUUUUAAAACUUAGGCAAAGAAUUGGGUAUAAAAUGCCUUCUUUUUGCUCUAAGUAAAUGAAAAUAUGAGAACUAAGUCUCAAAAUAUAUUGAUACAUAAGGAGCUAAAGAAAAAGCAGUGUAAAUAUGUUUUAUGGUAAUUUGAUGUUUUUUAAGAUAAUUAUGUACCUUGACCAUUUAACCAUGUACAUUUCCAAGUAUCAUUUUCCUUUCAAAACCAUUUUUCCCUGCAGUCAUAUAUGCUGUGUUUUGCAGCUUUAAAAAUCAAACAAUUGUAUUUAUAAACCACUUUAUUUUUUCAGCAACAUUCCAACCAUGACUUUGUAACAAUCAAAAAUUGUUGAAAUACUGUUAAAUCAUUGAAUUUUGUGGGCAUCUAAUAUUUGGUUUUUGGUGAAAAGUGGGUUUUUCUUUACAAGACAUUGUUAAUUUCAGACUCUCAUUUGGGAUUUAGAUUCUUGCAUUAAUGAAACCACAAAAUCCACAAAUUUUAGUCGACCACAAAUUUUAAUGAUUUCACUAAACUGUGAUGUUGAAAAGUGUACUUAAUUUACAGUAAUUGUCAGUAAAGGUUUGUAUGUAGAAGUGUUAAAAUUUUGUAUGUUUUGGUUUUGUUUUCACUGUUCUGGAAUUAAGCCAUUCCUUGGCAAGAAAUGAUUUCAUCAUAACAUUAUACAAUUAGAUACCAAUUACUAGAGGUAAGCAGUGGGAUAAUUAACCAAAAUGCAUGAAUCAUACAAGGUGUCAAGUGAUCUGAACAUUUAGAAUGUAAGGAUGCACAGGGUGAUCUUGGUCUGUAUUGGCCACAAAGGCAGAAUCGAUUGCCACCAGUUGGCUAAAGGUUAAGUUACCUAAAGCAAAUAUUUCUUGUUUACACUGUAAAUACUAUUCAGACUCACAGUGGAAGAAGCUUCUUUGGAGCCAAGAAGGUUUUAAACUACCAAAAUUAACAACCAGUAGUUGUUUGUAAAUACCAACAUACAUAUUUUUUCUGUUGUAUAUUCUCUCCUGUGCCUUGUUUUAUAUACUUUUGUUUGAAAAAGAUGGACACCAAACUUAUAUUUCACUGAUUGUAUAAUCUAGUGCAGAUUUUAACCACCAGAAAUUAAUUUGAAUAAACCAUGCUUAUCGUUAUGCAGUUGAAACUCAGAUGGUAUGUCAAAAUUGCUUACCAUAUCUUGAAAUUCUGACUACCUCAAAGAAAUUUUCAAUUGUAUCAUCUUUAAGUCGAAUUUGGUUAUCUCUUAGUAAACUGCUCAGGCCCUUGGUAUUUAAGAUACCAAGUUCCAACAGUGUUAAAAAAAACCUUCAUUUUGAAUCAAAGCCUUUUUCAUGGUUAUAUUUAAACUGAUGUUAUUUAACUUGUAUGCGUCACAAUUUUAUUUUAGUACCUUAAAAACUGUUGUAGUACUCGUAGAAAUUGUAAGAUUAUGUUACUUUCAUUAUCAGUGUAUAUAAAAACCAUCUUCUAUUUAUGAUGCAUAAUGAUGUAAUGUAUUUUUUGUUUUGCUGAAAACAAUGAUUUUACUUGUACCAGAUUUUUGGACCAUAGUGUUUGUGUGGAAGAGGUAAUAUUGUAUAGAUUUAGAAUUUAGAAUACGUGCAGUGUAAUAAAUGGCACUUUUAUCUCAGAUAUGUGCUCUCUGAUGCAAUUUUCAAUCAUCAAUCAUCAGAUUCAUCAGUUUUAGAGAAUAUAUGUGAACGGAUGCGAAGCACUGAAUGAUUCUCUUAUAAGAUACAAGUCCCCGUCUUAAAUGGGAAUUUGGUUAUUGGAAAUCCUACUUUAUUUAAGUACUGUAGAUCGUAUAAUUUUGGCGUCACCUUUAUCUUCCAAUUUUAGAGACGACAGCAUGUUGUUAAGAAUAAGUACUUCAAAGUUGAUUAUACUUUUGGAAAUACAGCUGUUGAAUAUUUAGUGUGUCUUUGUUCGCAAAUUUUAAUGAAAAAAAAGAAAAAGAAAUAUUAAUGAAAUUAAAGCCAUCACGAAAAACUGUCACAACUAUAAAUGAAAAUAUAAUGGAGGAAUAUGUUAAAGAAAAUAAAACUAUCACAAAUUUUACCCAGACUACAGUAUAUUAAUAGUGAUAGGUUACCCAGUAUUUAUUGAAUGGAAAACCGCUUUAGAUUUCUUAUUUUUGUUACAAUUUUGUAAGUAUUGACUGUUUAUAAAUGGAUACAACUCAGCUAUGAAAAUGUCAGAUCAAAAGUGUUACUUUUAUAUUGGGGAUAAUAUUGUAGUAUAAUGUAGUAUUAAAGUCAGUAUUUUUCAAAGGAGUUUUUUCUUCAUAUCUAUGCCUAAUUUUCAUUGAACCAUAUCAGAAAAAUAGCAUUUAAUAUAUAUCUACUAGUUUUGAUAUUUUUUUAAUGAAUCUGUAUAAAUUAUAAGUUGGUAUACUAAAAAGGUCUAUAGAAAAACAUGUAUAUGAGUAAUUGUAAUGCAAUACUUUGAUUUGUAGUUCAAGAGACAUAUCCAAAAUGCAAAACAGAAAUAUUAAGCGUUUGCUUGAUAUUCCUGAAAUUUGAAAGGAAAACCAACAACGUAAAUUCAUUUGGACAUGGAAGUCUGCAUACAGUUAACAUAAAGGUAGUGGACCUGUGGCAAUCGUAAUUUUCUGUGAGAUUACGUAUUCCUGGCAUUUCGGCAUUCUUCAGAUAUUGUACCUUUUAUGAGCACCUGACAUCCUGUAACUACCGGUGAAUGCCAAAAUCACAUACCGAGUACAUAAUUGAAUGGGAAUUUCUGAUUGUCUUUAUGGGUUCAUUGUCUUAAGGAGAUGAUACAUGCCCUUAUUAUAAUUAUGCAGUUGCUCCAAAUCAUACAGGGUCCUACAAUAAAAUUUCUUGACUCUUUGGUAUGUUUAUUGUCAAAAUGACCAUUUAAAAUUAUGAAGAGCUUAAGAAAUUGAUAUGUAGUUUCCAAUAUGUGGAGUAUAUGUUUUAUCAUUAACUGAAUUUUAAGUGAAAUUCUUGCAAACAUGUAAUAUGGCUUUUGCAUGUUGUUGUAGGGGUUUAAAAAGUUUGGAUUAAGUGAUAUCUUGUAGUCCCAGUGAUUGUAAUUAUGCAAUUGUGAAUUUAUGUAAUAUACAUGUUUAUAUUAUAAAUAUGCUAUUUUAUGAUUAUUUUUGUUAUUGUGUGCUUCUUUAAGAAAAAGAGUAUUUAUACAUAACACAUGUGUUAUAAGGUGAGAGUUUAAACAGUUUCUGUACUUCUUGUUUCCCCAAGAAAUUUUGUACUUUCACACCCACAGCCCAAGGUUUAAUCAUGAAAGAAUGGAAACUGUUGGAAUAAGACCUUAAACCACGAUUGUAAAAUUGAAUUUGGAGACCAGUCUAUAAACUCGGGCAUCUGAUUGGUUGAUUCUGAGAAUGAAUUUGAAAUUGACCAAUGGCAUGGUUGCAUUCUGAGACUGGUCUCCAAACUUAUUUUUAUAACCUUGGUGUCCAGUUAGAAUAGUAAACUCAAACCCUUCCAUUUAGCUGUGAAAAUAUGUUCAGUUCAAAGAAAUAUAUCCAAAUGGUAUUGCUACCUGCUAUGAAGACUGGGGAAAAUGAUUUAAAUUAUGCAUGGACAUGGAGAAAAUGCUGGUUGCAGAUUAGUUUUAUAUCGUUUUACUUACAUCAUAGCACACAACAAAAUGCUUCACUCUCAGAAGCAGGCAUUAUAUCAUCUCCAACCAUUUUCCAAAAAUUUCUGAGUUUAAAGAUUAUAUAUGGUAGGCAACUUCAUCACUGUGGUAAAAUCAAAUUGAUGCUGGAGAUUUCUUGUGUUGUCUCUGUAUAAAGUUUCAUGGUUUUAAAGUUUCAUACUUUAAUGUGUUUUUAAAUUGUAAUCAAUCUAACCAGUCUAGAUUUUGGAUGAUACAGAACUGUUUAAACUCACACAAGCUGUUUUGUUAUUACAAUCUUGAUGACAUUGUUUAACCUCUUUACUGUCAUGCAUUGAAAAUUAAACAUAUCAGACACAAA
Molecule: messenger RNA, 13265 nt
Organism: Mercenaria mercenaria
Lineage: Eukaryota; Metazoa; Mollusca; Bivalvia; Venerida; Veneridae
Product: phospholipid-transporting ATPase VA-like
Exons: 23
Coding region: 547-4548 (1333 amino acids)
Biological process (GO): phospholipid translocation
Cellular component (GO): plasma membrane
Molecular function (GO): ATP binding; magnesium ion binding; ATPase-coupled intramembrane lipid carrier activity
Source: RefSeq, a predicted model, not a curated record